GUGUGUUCAGUCUUUUUCCAACCCACGUUCCAGUACAAAAAGCCCAGACGUCCGUGGCACAACUGACUUGAGCCAUGGAUGAACUCUACAGCAUUGGUCAGAAAGUGGCGCAGGGUGGCCAGCUCGAUGGCUUGGGCGAUCCAGAGCAGCUGGCCAAGCUUCUGGGAGGAGCGAACAUGGAGGAGUACUUGCAGAGCUACGAGAAGAUGCUGCAAGAAGGCGUUGCUCCUGACCUGGGUGGCCCGGUCUUGGAUCAGGUUGACCAUGAGGGUGGCAUCACCACUAGACCGGAGCCUGGAUUCGUGAUCAAGACUCGAGACAAUGCUGCUGGGACAAAGAUCUUCAUCAACAUCGUCUCGAGUCCCCACAUCGAGGCACCUCACAUGAAGAGCUACACAGAGUUGGAGGGGGAGCAAGGCUGCCGCGUGCCCUUGUCAAUUGGCACCCCUGUAGAGGAUUUUGACAAAAAAGGGGAGCCCUGCAUCAGCUAUGAUGUCGUGGCCAACCCUGAGGUGGUGGAGCAGUGCUCCACCGAGCCGGCCUUCCGAGAACAGGUGGUCCAGCUUUGCUUGGCUGCAGUGGCUCAAAAGUACAAGAUUGAGUUGGAUGCCCGCUUCAAACUGCCCAAGAUCAAGUACAAGGGAACCUCCGUUCAGCUGCAGCGCAUUCGCAAGAAGAAGGAGUCGCAGAUUCAGGAAGUGGAUGACUCCAAAGCCCCAAUGCCGGGCACCAGCGCCAGCAGGCGUGCGGCUGGAGAGUCAGCAACCUUCGCGAAGCCCACAGAUGGUCCAUCGCCUCCAGACUUCACAGUCUACUACUCCCUGCCAGAUGCCCCCCGACUGGAGGACGCCUUUACACGCAACUGGGGCUCGCCUCCGGAGGAUGUGGACGAUGCCACGAAGGAAACUUAUUUGUUUGGCUUUGACCUGCCUUGCUACCGCGUGAACACUUUCCAGGAGAAGAUCCGGGGGACCAUGAAGAACAAGGCACUUCGAGAAGAGGAAGAGGAGGUGGAUGCUGAGGUCCAAGCGAAGCAGGCCACUCGGGAAAUGCUCGCCAGCAGGAGUUGCUGUGUGCAAGUGAAGCUGCCAGACCUGGAUCCUCACAUGGCUUCGCUGAAGCAGUUCAUCUUGGAGGUCAGUGAUGAGUGCUUGAGGCUGAAUUUCCCCAUGCUGCCCCGCUCCAAGAAGUCCGCAUACGCGGGGCUCUCCAUUUGGUGGCCCCUGCCCUUCAACGCCGCGGAUGCACGUGCAGAUUGGGAUCCCAAGGCAAAGCCAGCAUGGGGGUCAGCAUACCAACGCACUGCGUGGACGUUUCUGCAGAGGCACCUGGAAGCUUUGAUCCGGAGUUGCUGGAUGCGGUCUUCUGAGAGGGACGAAGAGACACACAGCUGCAUGUACAUACCUGUUGAAGGCCCAUUGAUCUCUGCCAUGGCACAAAAAUGGUGCCGUGGCUAGAGACCAGCAGCUAGGGAAAAGGCCGGACAUCAUCGGGACGUGCCUCAAGAGGAACAUGACAUUUUUUCCAAAUGUGCUUCCUACUCACAUGAUGGGGAAGCACCUACUACUCACUGAUCGAUGCAUUUCCCAACUUGCUGAGAUCCGUGGAACAUAGCAGAAGGGCAACUUUGACUUUGACAAACCCUGACAUUCAUCUGACAUGCAUCCUACCUGACCUGCUAGUGCUGCUAGAGACCCUUGAGGUGGCCUCGGGUUCCAAGUGAGAUAUGGAUAAUGGCAACGGGCCCACCAGUUUCCAUGCCAACUUUUUGAGGACAAUGAUCUGACUGAUCUGAGUCUUUCCGAUGGCUUUAGCUCACUUGGUGCGGAGCGUGCCCUGCGGUGGCACUGAUGCAGCUUCGAUACUAUCUCAACGGGAACGGCAAGAGGGUGUACACCCUUGAGAGUGUCACACAGGCUGAGGGAGAGGAGGAGAAGCCCACCUUCUCGGCUCAUCCUGCGAGGUUCUCGCCAGAUGACAAGUACUCAGAACAUCGGAUUAAGUGUAAGAAGCGCUUUGGGGUGCUGAAGACACAGUUGAAACCAGAAGAGCUUUGAUGCCGUGCUCCAACGGCGCUUCCCGUUUCACCUCGUCGCAGCGGAAGACGUGAUAAAGCGGCGUGUGACGCCAUGCGAUCAGAAUGGAAGACUUGUGUCACCACGAACGGCUUUGGAGCCCGACAUUCUCCUCAUGGGCCUCAUGGGUUUAGAAUGUUUAGAUAUCUACGGAAAAAGCAACUCAACU
Durusdinium trenchii is the source of this 2244-nucleotide messenger RNA. NCBI's taxonomy places the organism in Eukaryota, Dinophyceae, Suessiales, Symbiodiniaceae. The record is from the annotation of a GenBank genome assembly.